Messenger RNA from Acanthosepion pharaonis, 1443 nucleotides. The record is from the annotation of a GenBank genome assembly. NCBI's taxonomy places the organism in Eukaryota, Metazoa, Mollusca, Cephalopoda, Sepiida, Sepiidae.
AUGAUUUCCUUCACACUUUCCACGGUUGGCCAGCCGCCAACGGAAACCAUUCCGUACAGGUUGGAGCAAUCACGCAACAUUUGCUUGUCAACCGAAUGUUCGACCCGUUCCAACCGACACCUGUCUCUUUCUCUCUUUCGAAAAGCCGAAACCCUGCAAGUCAAUCUGCAAAGGCCAGACUUUUUUCUUUCUUCAUUUUUUUCUUUUUUCAUCCCUCAUUUUUUCUUCCUCAAUUUUAUCUUCCAUUUCACUUUCCUUCCUUCUAUUUCUUUCUUUCUUUCUUUCUUUCUUUCUUUCUUUUUCAGUUUUCCUUCCGACAUUUCUAUUCCGCUCUUUCCUCUUUUUUCAUUCAUCUCUUUUAUAUUGCUUCAUUCUUGCUUAUUUAUAUUCCUUCCUUCAUUUCCUCUUAUUUUCCUUUUCCUCUUUAAACUCGUUAAUCCCAACAUCUUUUCAUUUGCUUCUUCCUUUCAUUCGUUCUUCUGUCUUUCGAUCAUGAUUUUUGUUAUCUUAAAUGUUUUCUUUUUUCUUUUGCUGCCAUUUUGUCAUGCUAUCGUCUGCUUUUCUUCAUUAUGUUUUCGCUCUUUCUUUUUUUUUCCAAAUUUAACCUCACUGCUGCCUCUUCACUCGUAUAGCAGCCAUUCCCCAUAUUACCUCUCUAAAACACGCUUUCUUAUUUCCUUCACUCCCUUUUCUUUUCUUUUCUUUUCUUUACAAUCCAUUCCCACACAAGUGUCCAAGAGAUGUCAUAAAACAGUUUCAUGGCGGAUUAACGAGAUCGAUAAACGUUUCCGAUUUGUUCAUUAUCUAUCUAUCUAUCUAUCUAUCUAUCUAUCUAUCUAUCUAUCUAUCUAUCUAUACCAAUCUGUUCAUAUCUAUCUAUCUAUCUAUCUAUCUAUCUAUCUAUCUAUCUAUCCCAGUCUGUUCAUAUCUAUCUAUCUAUCUAUCUAUCUAUCUAUCGCUAUCGAUAAACGUUUCCGAUUUGUUCAUUAUCUAUCUAUCUAUCUAUCUAUCUAUCUAUCUAUCUAUCCCAGUCUGUUCAUAUCUAUCUAUCUAUCUAUCUAUCUAUCUAUCUAUCUAUCUAUCUAUCUAUCCCAGUCUGUUCAUAUCUAUCUAUCUAUCUAUCUAUCUAUCUAUCUAUCUAUCUAUCUAUCUAUCUAUCUAUCCCAGUCUGUUCAUAUCUAUCUAUCUAUCUAUCUAUCUAUCUAUCUAUCUAUCUAUCUAUCUGUGGAUCCUACCACAACACUAUCUAUCUAUCUAUCUAUCUAUCUAUCUAUCUAUCUAUCUAUCUAUCUAUCGCUGUCUGUUCAUAUGUAUCGACCUCAACCUGCUUAUAUCUAUGUAUCUCAGAUUUUUCAAUUUUUCCUAUUGUCUUUUACAUUUAUAAAUAUCUAUCUAUCUAUCUAUCUAUCUAUGUUCAACUCUUGCCCAAUAAUAUUAGUUUGA